Polyodon spathula (Mississippi paddlefish) is the source of this 3550-nucleotide messenger RNA. RefSeq lists its product as uncharacterized. The transcript has 14 exons. Gene Ontology annotation, cellular component: precatalytic spliceosome. The record is from RefSeq and is a predicted model, not a curated record. The coding region runs from base 1601 to 2857 and encodes 418 amino acids. Gene Ontology annotation, molecular function: single-stranded RNA binding; zinc ion binding; double-stranded RNA binding. NCBI's taxonomy places the organism in Eukaryota, Metazoa, Chordata, Actinopteri, Acipenseriformes, Polyodontidae.
ACAAAUAGCAGCAAUAAUAACACUGUUAAACAAAAAUUGAACGAUUGUACAUAUUUAUAUGAUUGAGAAUCAAUUUAAUCUAUUUUUUAUAGCCAGUUGUUUUGUUUGUUGCAACAAUUAUAACCUGUUUACGGCUUGUGGAAUGAAAGGCUUUCAAGUAAAAAUGACCUGGGAAAGAAAUACAAAAAGAUGGUUCACAAAGCUUUACGCCAAACCCCGAAAGUCACCUGCCAAGAAAUGGCGAUAGAUCUGUAACCACACUGUGGUCCACAGUCUGUGUGCUUCAUCGUCAGUGGAUUUAUGAUGCAAGACAAACAGGUCAGAAAUGUGUGGAUUUUUUCAUCCAGGAAGAUUGUGUACUGUACAAUACCGUACAUUUUAAAUAGUAUUUUGUUUUAUAAAUAGUUGAAACCAUUAACUGGUUGUGGUAUACACCAACGUUUUGUUUCAUUUGUUUCAUAACAGUUAACUUAUUGUAUGCAAUAUACCUCCUCGGGCGCAGCUGAAAAUUCAAAAGUGUUAAAUUAUUUUGCAUCCACUAGUGGGUACUACCGUCCUGAACUGAAAGGUAAUACACAUUAAUAAAUAAAUUCAUAAUUUCUGUAUUUCUCACUUUUGCUGUUUAAAUGACUUAUUAAAGCUUAAAGAGCAAACAUCUGGCAGAAUUUUCUGUUUGAGUUCACUGAACCAUACCCCUUUGUUAUUCAGACAGAAGUCAAAUUGGUAUAAAACAUCAUUUAAGUAAAAAAGUAAUUUACAAAAAAGUUUUCCAUUCUUAAAAAAAUACAUCUCUGAAUUAUAUUUCAAAUAAAUAUAUUGGGCCUAUUUAUAUUUUAAAAUAUGUAUUUUGUAAAUAGUAAAAUUAUUUCAUGCCCAUCCCUGAUCACCAGCCCUUUUGAAAUGGUAGUCAUCAUGGAUCAUACUUAUAAAAAAUAUGUUACUGGGAAUGUGUUACAGUAGUGACCAAUGUUGCAAAUAACUUGAAAUUACAAAAAAGACAGAAGCAUCUUUUCUAGUACAAAAAAAGGCUAACCCCCAGAACCAAUGUGGGUCAAUUUUACUGCAUGAAUGAAUGCAUAUAAUCCAUUCCAAAGGAGAUUCUACCACAUAAAAAAAAUGUGGCGCUACUCCAUUUGAACCAUUGUGCAUAAAAAAAAAAAAAAAAAACUUGUGUCAUAUAACAUAAUAAAAAAGGUCUAGUGGUACAUCAUUAGAUAUUGUAAGAACACUGUAAAAGGCCUCAUUCCCACAAAGUCAGUACAAGCAUAUUAGGAGGCUGAUUAGCUUCAGGUGUGGAAUAGCCCAUGUGCAUAGUUUUAAAAGUUAUGUACCCUUGAGAGGGCAAAACCAACAUACUAUAACUUACUGCCUUGGGCGCUGAAUAGCAAAGUAGGGCAGUUCUAAAUAGCAUCUUUCUUUGCAUUGUGCAUUACUGAUAGGAUUCCAAUAUCUGCUGCAUGUGAAGUGAAUUCAUUGUGUGGUGGCUGGAUCGAUGCAUGACAAUCUACAGCAAUAAAACCUUUAUUUUUAUGUUUAUUUCAAGGGCUGGUUAUUGUGAUUUUUGUCUGCUAUUCUAUAGAACAAGCCCAUCCACUAAAAGAUGUAUUAUUGCAAGGCUUGCCAGUUGAAAUGUAACAACUAUAUGCAAUUAAAGUCCCAUUUGAAGGGAGCUAAACACAGAGCGAGAGUGGAAGCGAUUGCUAAGAAUGCUAAAAAAUGGAGGUCUCUGGAGCAGUACCUUAAAAAUACCAAACUUAAUGAGCCUGUGAUUGGUCUGCAGUAUGUGGUAGAGUUCCGUAGCCCCAAUGAUGAGCUGCCUCCACAUUACUUGUGCAAGCUGUGUGAAGUCAAGGCAAAGCAGCUAGGCUUUGUUACUCAUAUCACUGGCUGGAAACAUCGCUACAAUUACAUGAAAAAGAAGCAUGCUGAUAUGGUACCGUUUGAUGAAACGCAAGUCAAGGAUGCGAGAAUGCACAAGACAAUUAAAGAUAAGGCAGAGCUUGUUGAGCAUUUGGAAGGAAGGGGUGAAAUAGAGGUUGUGAUAGAGAAGUUGACAGAAGAUCCAGCUUUAAAGAGACCAAACAUUGAACCAGAUGCAAGGAAGACAGCAGCAAAGAUCCCACGGGUGGAUAUCCCAAGAGCUCAGCGUAAAUGUGGGCGAUUUCCUAAUGAUGGCCCAGCAGGAAGGCACCAGGAUGACUUUCGACGUGGAUUGCCCCCAGACCAUUUUCCCAGUCGGAUGCAUCCCAGAGAUUUUCCCAAUGAUUUUCACACUAAAAUGCCCAGUGAUGAUUUUCCGAUUGGGAUGGCUCGUGAAGAUAUUCCCACUGGGAUGCACAAUGAGGCUUUUCCUAGUAUGAGCUACCUAGAUGACCCUGGAAGAAGAUAUCCUGAUGAAUUUCCUAGUGGAAGGUACCCUGAAGACGGCUCCCUUAGAGGGGAGAGGAUGAGGCUGGAAAUAAGCGACUUUGAAAAUGGAUGCUCUGACAUGAGAAGUGAGUUUGAAAUGCACCUCACCAGAAGACAAGGAAUGGAUCGCAUGGCUCCAAUGGAGGAUGAAGGCGUCUGGAGUGGCCUGGCAAGUUCUGCAGUUCUUGAAUGCCUGGAAAACUUCCAUAUAGAAACUGAGGGCGAUGCACAGAUGGUUCUGAAGAUCACACAGAAGCUGACUGACAUACUGAUGGAGUAUCGACUGAGAGAUGUUGCAGCACCUAAAAGCAAUGAACAGCCCUCUGAUACUCAGGAAUAUCCUCUGAUGAGAAUGUCUGGGGGAGAUUGCUAUCUAAGAGGUCCGUCCAGAUAUCCUGAUGAAUUCUCACCUGCCUCCAGAAACAGGUUAGGGAAGUCCCUGUUCUGAUUGGGUAGAAUCAGAAAGAGGAACGGCCUCUACAAUUCACAUAGACCAAGUAAAGGCAAUGACGAAAUGAAUAUCAGGACAUUCAUUUGGCAGAAGUAUUUUUUUUCCCCCUAAUUCUUUUUUUUUUUUUUUUUUUUUUUAAUAGGAAUGCAUCUUUUUUAAAUCAUUUUAAAUCCGCUGUACAAUAGUAUUAUUCCAUUCUUAAUCAAUUGACCAGCUAGGCUAUUUGUUUUGUAUGGUAACAAAAAAGGUAUGCAUUUGUGCUCGAGGUAGUACUUGAUAUUAGGUUAGAUCAGGUGUAACUGCAAAAAAAAAAAUGUAUAGCCAAGAUUAUUAUUUUGUUCUUUUGUUUUUAAGUUUGUUAAAGUACUUUUCCAUUGUCUGUAUAUACAGACCCAUAGGGGCUGUGGCACCCCCACAAAAUGUUCAGUUUACAGCCAAUUUAGAAUGGGGUUUCAUUGCUCUAUAGUAAUGAUAUCUGUUUGAAGAGUCGGCUGUUGUCAAUUGCUGUUGAUAAUCAGUGGCCAAAUAAAUAGGGAGGCAGAAAAAAGAUUUAGGGCUUAGGGCCCCCUUAAGCUCCCAGCAGCAGUAGCUUAUUGUAUCGGACUGACAACACUUUAUUAAUAUUACUUUAAUAUUAAUAUUGUUGUUAUUAUUAUUAUUCAAGGUGACUUGCAGGUUUUACAGGACAGU